Danio aesculapii is the source of this 1670-nucleotide messenger RNA. RefSeq lists its product as uncharacterized. The transcript has 16 exons. The record is from RefSeq and is a predicted model, not a curated record. Gene Ontology annotation, molecular function: protein binding. The coding region runs from base 190 to 1503 and encodes 437 amino acids. NCBI's taxonomy places the organism in Eukaryota, Metazoa, Chordata, Actinopteri, Cypriniformes, Danionidae.
UAGGGCGGUAGAUACGCCGUGUAUAUUUAUGACAGGUGUCAAUACUGAACGUGCUCUAUAACAUUUCAUUAACCAGCCCGACGACAAACCAUUGAUGAUGAUGAUGACGCCUUAUUAUUAUUAGCAUUUGCUUUCAAGUUCAGUAGCCUACAACCGAAUGGAUGUCGCGAAAUAUUUGCGUUGACAAUAAUGCCAGCAAAAGACCCGCUUAUCGAAACACUUAAAGUGUGUAUUCUGAAUUUGAAAUCGGAGGGGACCGUGACCGACUCCAAUCCACACCUGCCGUCCUGCUGUGAGCUCCUGGAACUGAUACUACGAAAGGGACUCCAGCAACCUGUUCUCAGCUUGGCACACAGAGAUUAUUGGCAUUGUUUCGAACAGCUUCUUCAACACGACACAUGUGGCAGGUUGAGUUCGAUCUCUCUGGCCGUGCAACAGAGCACAGCCUGCAGCAAACUCAUUACAUCUCAAGGCCGAGGACGCUUCUUCAUACGGCUCAUGCUGAUGAGGAGAACACUGGGAAGUGUAGUGAAACAUCUUCUCCACACAAACAAAAUAAUCGAGUGGUACUGCCCUAACAUUUCUAUUCUGAGAAAUGAGGAGUUUUUAGAGCCAUUUCUUUCGCUGUCUAUGGUGUUGUCGGAAAUGGACUUCAAGAUCAGUGCUGAGAACUGCAGCUUCCUAGAUGAAAGCUGGCUGCUUCCGGUGUGUCAGAUCUAUGAAGCCGUUCCCUGUCGGGAGCUGGGAAUAGUGCUCAGGUACCUAGAUGGACGUGUGUUUGUGUUGGAUCUGCUUCAAGGUAGUCAAGCUCAGGUGGAUAUGUUCGCAGAGCCUGGUGACAUCAUUGAUGAAAUAAAUGGGAUUUCACUGAGGAAUGCAAGCAAUGGGCAGGCAGGUGUGGUUCUGUCUAAACUCAAGGGUCAGCCGCUCUCCAUUCACUUCAUACGCUGGAGAGGAGAAGAUGGCUCCAUCUAUCAGCCGCUGGUCAAACACUUACGGCAGCUCAAACAAGAAAAACCCUCGCUUCAGUUUGGCCCCAAACCAGCCUCUCAGCAGGACAAAACCACAGCAGCUCAGAAGAAAAGCCAGAUGCAGUGUGUGAAAGAUGGCAGGAUCCUGUACGCCGUGGACCUCUUAGGAAAAGCAAACAUAGGAAUGUAUGGAGGUAAGGAGGUUCUGCAGCAUGCCAUUCCUGUGGUUCUGGAGAGCAGACAGACAAGAAAGGAAGUUCUGCUGGAUGUAAAGGAGACUCAUCUUACCUGCAUAGAUAAGUCUAAUAAGCAGGAGCUGUUUCAACACCACUUCCCCGAGAUAUCAUGUGUUGGGAGAUUCGGAAGCCAACCGGAUUUAACCAUUUUUGCUUUUUGUGUAUUAGAUGCACCACAAGCUGGCAAACCGGCAGGCUUCUGUUGUGUGGUCCUACAGUCUGCUAACUGUAGUGAGUGUGAAGAGAUUGUGAACCGUAUAGCUGCUGGGUUCAAACACACAGAAUGGUUUGUUUGAAAAUCUCAAACCUUGAGUAAACUGGACAUCUUUAAAUGUGCAUUGUGUAUUUACUAUAUAAUAUAUUGUUACAUAUAACAAUAUAAAUAUAUAAAGAUAUCUAUAGUUUAUUGUUUUGCAUUUGUAUGUAUGAUAGUUUGUAAUACCUUACUGUAAUAUUCUGUAUA